AAAUAAACAGAAGCAAAUCUUAAAAUCUGCAUGAUGACCCAGACUGGACAAUCACACUUUAAAUUUUCAAUUUUCAACAGCUAACUAAUUUAAUGCAGUCUGAUGUUGCGUCUUCUCGCCAUCUUGGACCAGCAGAUCCAGUGUAGGAGUCUAUGAGCCGUUCAGUUUAUUUGCAACUAGAUUCUGUGGAAUCGUACAUCGAAGACCUUCCAUAUAUGUUUUAUCUCGGCCUGUUUUUUGUAAACGUGCUGAUCCUCUACUAUGCCUUUCUGAUGGAGUACAUAGUCCUUAAUAUAGGGAUUGUGUUUCUGCCUGAGGAUAUGGACCAAGCACUGGUGGAUUUGGGCGUUCUGUCUGACCCGGCGUCCGUCCCGUACGACACAGACACUGAGUUGGAUGUUUUUGAGGGGUAUCUGGAGUAGACUGUGACUGUGGAGGAGACUGUGUCCAUGAGGAGCAUGGUCCAAAGUGCCAUUCAGUGCUUUGGUGGAGAUAAGUUGGCAAGAUUUGUGUUUCAGAGGACUGGAGGAACCAUGGACGUCUUGGCCGUGGAUGCUGGAUGUCUCUGCAGCCAGAUGUGGACAAAGACCAGGAUGUGGGCCUGGAUGCCUUACAGAAGAUACUAUGAUGUUAAAAAGUUCAGGGUCAAGGUCAAAGAAGAACCGACCCUGAUAUCAGGUGGCAUUCUCCCAGGGAAAGACUGAUACCACGUCCCUGUCUCAAGGUCUUACAGAAGAAUGGAUGGACGUCCGGCAUCGGCCAACGCUGCGGCACUAAUCACCAUGUUCACUUACUUAUGUUCGCUCUUAAUCGGUUCCUGACAUUUUCAUCAUUUUGGUUUACAUAAAAUAGACAACAUGGCCAUAACCGAGGAGUUUCAUCCUAUAGCACGCACACUUCAGUUUUGCAUCAGAUCUAAUAGUAAUAAAGCACUUAACACUGAUCUGACCUUAAGUUUUGGCCAGGCACGGAAGCCAUGAUGACCUAAUUCUGCAUGAUUGAUUGUUUUUGUUUUGUUUUUUUUCUUCUAGACUAGGUCUAGGUUUAGGUGAGCAAUACAUCCUGAAGACUGGCAUGGUUCUGAAAUCCUCAGUAUUGUGCUGCUUUAUAUGAGAUUCUCUUAUGAACUGUACAUUUGUUACAUGCUGUAAAAUAUGUAUUUGAUCUGCUGAUGCAUUUCAGAGACCCACAGUAUAUAUAUAAAUAUAUAUUUAAUAAAUAAUUACGGUCA
This is a messenger RNA of Astyanax mexicanus (Mexican tetra), 1231 nucleotides long. RefSeq names its product Dexi homolog (mouse) (gene dexi). NCBI's taxonomy places the organism in Eukaryota, Metazoa, Chordata, Actinopteri, Characiformes, Acestrorhamphidae. The record is from RefSeq and is a predicted model, not a curated record. The coding region runs from base 153 to 422 and encodes 89 amino acids. The transcript is spliced from 2 exons.